Messenger RNA from Gopherus flavomarginatus (Mexican gopher tortoise), 4672 nucleotides. RefSeq names its product microfibril associated protein 3 (gene MFAP3). The transcript has 3 exons. The coding region runs from base 309 to 1343 and encodes 344 amino acids. NCBI's taxonomy places the organism in Eukaryota, Metazoa, Chordata, Testudines, Testudinidae. The record is from RefSeq and is a predicted model, not a curated record.
CACUUCCGGGUUGGCAGUGGGGAGGAAAGGUCCGUUGCCUUCUCUACAGCGUAGGGGUGCGAGCGGACCCGGGCCUCCGGCCAAACCCACCUCCCACCAGCUUCAGCCUAUCGUUGGAUUUCCCAUUUCCACUGUUAACAUUGAUGGUCUUGAAAGUGCACUAGGAUUCAGAUAUUUCCAGGAAGCUCUCUAUCAAUGAACAACUCAAGACCCUCCUCACUGAUCUCGGUUUAAUGCAGACAGCUUGAUAUUACACAUCCUGCUCCUUACUUCAAGUUAAAUGAAAAAACAAUUUUCUCUAAUCUUCCAUGAAGCUCCGUUGUUGCCUGUUAGCUUUGAUUGUUAGUGCUGGUCUGCCUGCUGCUUUUGCACUGGAAAAUGUAGCUUCUAACAGGACAAUUACACCUGGGUCAAGAUCCAUUUCUCUGACUGCUUCACUUCAUCCAGUCUUCCGAGUCUUGGCAAACUCUCCACCACAUCAUGAUAUCAUAGCAAAGGAGGGGGCCAGUGCUUUAAUUGAAUGUAAACUGAACAUCAGCCAGUAUGAAUUUAUCCUUUGGUACAAUUCAAAAGCACAGCUGCUCAAUGAAAGAGAUGAAGGUGGAAGAUGGUUGAUCACUGACAGAAUCCUUAACAUUACCAGUGUAACUUUUGGUGACCGCGGGCGGUACACCUGUGCAGCCACUAAUCGUAAUGGCACCUCCUACUACACUGUCACUCUGAGGGUUGUCUUCACAUCGGGGGACAUGAGCAUCUACUACAUGAUUGUGUGUCUGGUUGCCUUCACAAUCAUCCUCAUUUUAAACAUCACCCGUCUGUGUAUGAUGAGCAGCCACCUCCGCAAGACAGAGAAGGCCAUCAAUGAGUUCUUCAGGACAGAAGGGGCUGAGAAGCUUCAGAAAGCCUUUGAGAUUGCCAAGCGCAUUCCUAUCAUCACAUCUGCCAAAACCUUAGAGCUGGCCAAAGUUACCCAGUUUAAGACCAUGGAAUUUGCUCGAUACAUUGAAGAGCUUGCUAGAAGCAUCCCUCUCCCACCUUUGAUCCUCAACUGUAGGGCAUUCAUGGAGGAGAUCUUUGAAGCAGUGCGAGUUGAUGAUCCUGAUGAAGUUGGUGACACCAAACAGACCCAGGCCCUUACUACCCAAGAUGCAAUCUACCCCAUCAACCCAGAGCUCAAGCGCAGUAAUUCACCAGCAGGGGACUCGGAUGAUGGCUCCAUGAAUGAGCAGGGUCAAGAAAUAGCAGUCCAGGUAUCGGUCCACCUUCAGUCAGAAAUACAAAGCAUUGACACUGUUUCCCAUGACAGCUGCCAUUCUUUACCAUCUGAAGAAGAGGCCUGCUGAAUCCUGCAAGGUGGGAUUAUUAAAGGUGCAUCUGAUUUUUGUAGGGCGUCGUGAGAAAAGGAACCAUAGUCAAAUGUGCACAAGAAAUAAUGAAUUUUUUUCCAGAAUUUGAGGUGCCAAAACUAUUACCUAAGUUGGGCAUUUCCUCAUCUAUGUUUCUCAGUGCUGAUCUAUAGAUGUAAAGCCUGCUUAGAUGAGGCCAUUUGGAAUACUCCUUCGCAACAAUUUUGUAAAGCAAACAUACUCCACUGGAAGCAUUUCACAAAAGGGAUGAUUCACACUCAAUUUCUUGGUCUCCUCAGUUACUAUAUCAGAGGUGGCUAAAUUGAGCUAAACACCUGCCAUAGGAUCCUUUCCUUUGUGAACUGUUUCUUCAUCUACACAAAGAAAUCUGAAUUCUUUCAGAUUCAAGUCUGCCUGCAUUAUUGUCAUGACGAUUUGAGAGGUGUGCUCUUCUUGAAUUGCCUCUUGAUGUGUGCAGCCCAUCAAAACCAUGGGCUUUGGCAAAUCUGCUUUGUGUAUUUUGCUUCUGUCUUUCCAGCAAAAUGUACUGUACUUAGAAUAAGGAAUAGUGCCAGACUGUGCAUCUGGAUUAAAUUGUCGUUGUUUCAAAGCAGUUUAUGGAAUAACCAGGGCUCUCAGGUUUUGAUGAUUCUGCAGAAACUUACCAAAAUGCCGUUGUAGUAUAUGGAAAAUUAAAUCUUGAUUUUGACAUAAUCAGCACCACGGUUAAAUGACCAGUAUUGCCAGAUGCCUUCUCUGUUUCUGUUUUACAUGGCAGGACAGGAAGGCAGCACUGCUAGUAUUAUCUGCCCCCGAACCUUAUUGACUUUACUCACUGCAGAAAAUCCAAAGGAUUGUGGUGGAUUUGACAUUGCCGUGAGCAAGGGAUGACGAGCUGGUAGUUGGUUGUCCUAAAAAACAAAAAAAAUCUACAGAUCAAGUGUCUCAGGCAGUUGUUUCUAAACAACAUUAACAAGAAAAGUGGGGGGAACUUAAAUCCAGUUUCUUAGCUGUGGCUAGUUAUGUCUCGCUGAUUCUGCUAUCUGCAGUAACCCUCUGGCCACGCCCUCUUUCAUUUCUAGCAAGCCCCGUGGUAAGAGCUGCAAGAAGAUCUAGCACCGGAGCUGACCAUACAUUGCCCUGUGCUAGUAAGAGACUCUCCUGUGCCAGGAGAUUCCUCAGAUGAGGAGAUCCAAGCCCUAGGAACUGGAAUGUAGAAGAGAAGCUGACCCCUGGUUUCGCUUUUUGGUGCUGAUCUUUUCCUUUUUUUUAUUUAACAUUUACAAGUGUGUCACUUAAAUUGCAUUGAGAUUUAAAUAUAUGUAAGGCUUGUAAGCACUCCACAAAUUAAUUUCUUACAACUGCUGGAAGCAUAUUGCCAUAUAAUUUUAACAACUUGGCAACAGGAGCACCGCUUAGCUUCCCACAUCUCUUUCUUUGCUUCCUAUGUUUGAAAGGUGACUUGAGCGAGUGGUUUCCAGAGGGAACAGUCAAGAUUCUUCAGAGAUUUUAAGGUUACGUUUACAGGUGUGGAGGUGGAUGACAAACAGAUACAGGAGUGCCAUUCUGAAAAGCACAGUCAUCUGCGGUAAUACAUCCUUGUAAUAAAUGGCAUGACUAAAUCCUAUUUAUGUGUCAGUGUUAGAGAACUAGAGGUUGAAGCGUUUUUAAGUUCUUUCCCUAGAAGCUUCUGAAGCCAAACCCAAGUAAUGCAGGGCUAGCAGAGCUUGUCUUGACUGAGAGGCCUGUGUUUAUCAGGAACAAAGGAGUUGCUGACUGGAUCAGCCCAGUAAUCCAUCUAUUCCAGUCUCCUGUUUCUGACAGGUGGCUGUGCUUCAGAGGAAUAGAUCUGGAAUAACUUGCCCUUAGUGAGAGAUUCUUCCUCACCCUCAUAUAGCUAGAGGUUGUUUAUGCUCCUCUUCAUCUUAAGGGUUUAUAUUCCUUUCUCAGCUCUUUAUUUAUUCUUUAAUAGUCAUGGUUCUAGCUCUGGAUAUUCUUGUUGUUCAGAUAAAUGGCCAAUCCUUUUUUGCAUCCUGCUAAACUGCUGGCCUCAGUGAUUCCUGGUGGCAGUGAUUCUGCAGGCUAACUGUGCAUUCUGGUGAAAAGAAUUUCCUUUGAUUGAGUUUGAAUGUCAUAGCUCAAAGAUGUUAAGGCCAGAAGGGAUGACCGUGUAGUCUAAACUUGUAGGGUCCCCAGGCCAUAGGGUUUCCACUUCACCAUGCCUGUCUUUCAGAGAAGCUGCUGUGCCCCUCUUUCAAACUGUCACACUACAUAUGGUGGCAGCAUCCUUAAUGUUUUUGUCCCGAUGUUAUAAAUGCAAUUUGGAGAUGGAACUGUAAAAUCAAGGCUCCUUUUAAAUACUUCCAAACCAGCAGAUGUGCAAUAAUGAUUGACAGAUGUCUCAUCAAAAAUGGCAGCUUGCGUGCAACAAAAUGACACUGGAGCUAUGUGAGAUCAGUGUAAGAGAACAGCUCCCUAUUUAACUGAAUCUGUUCUUUAAUUUGUAUAGUUUAUGUAGAUAACACUGCGUUCUUACUAAACCGAGUCUGUGUUUGCCUAUCGAUCUGUUUCAUCUGGUGUCUGAGUAGUAGAGAGAAAGGACUUGUUCCAUUAGGCCAGAAAAUACAGAAAUGAUGUGCUGGAUAGUAACUUUUAAAAAAAAAAAAUCCAAAAUCAAAUGGCCAGUUUACCAUAGUAAUAAGUCAUUUCACUUCUGGGAGAGAGGCAGUUUUAUAGGAUUUUCAGUAUAUAAGUAGCAUUUAUGAAGUGUAGAGCCCAAUCUUGUUUCCACUGAACUUAAUCAGAGCAGGGUUGGAACCUAAUAUGACAUCAGCGAGUGUAUUGAACAGAUUCCUAUGACACUGUGAGCCGGGAUGAUGAUGAUGAUGUGUAGAACCCAUAAUUUCCAGAUAAUGGACCCUAACAUAGUGGUUUCCAAACAAGUUGACCUAUUACUCCAAGGUUAGUGAUAUCUGUUACUGCUUGGAUUUUUUUGAUACAUCUAACUAAAAUUUAUUUUGGAAAGAUUACUUAAACCUCGUACGUGGGAGUUUUUUUAAACUCCUUGUAAAAGAUGCAUGCUUUUUCUUAGCUUCAAUUAAUGUCUCUGACAAUCACAUGGCUGUUUUAUCUUUUCUUCCUAACCUCAAUUUUACUUUUUGUACUGUAAACUCUACUUGUUAGCCAAGAUUGUAUCUAAAAGUAACUUUGUCUUGGUUAUUUGUAUUCUAUAGAGUGCAAUGUGACUGUGUUAUGUAACAGCAUAUGAUUCAUACUUUCAUAAAAUUAAUUGGUAGAUUGGCAGAAUAAAUUUAGCAAAAAAAACC